AUGAGGGCGACACUACGGCUCCUGGCUAAUGUUAAGCCGGCCAGGUAUCUGGAACCCUUCACCCCGACUGGUCUUACCGGCCUUUCAACCCACCCUAGCCCGCGACCAACCCUCAUCUACCUCUACACCACAACGCUUGAGAAACUAAAGACGAUCCCGGAGUCCUCUGUAUAUCGCAAAUCGACAGAGGCCCUCACAAAACACCGAUUGGAUGUUGUCAAGUCCACGAAGCCACCCGGGUUCGACGCUUGGCUCGAGCGAGUAAAAGCCCUUGUCGCCGAGAACCCAGAGAAAUAUAAGGCCGCUCUACGGCCUGACGGUUCCUACGCUGCAUUCCAACUGGGAGAAGAUACCACCCCAAAGGGAGAUGAGCUCUGGGGUGGAGAUACGUCCUCGGAGCAACAGGAGGGCGCAUAUCUGAGCGAAGAGCAGAUGGAAGCGCGCAUGAAGGAAGCGGAGGCCGAGGCCGCCAAAUGUGCUACGCCCGAUAUCCAUUGGGAGUCCGAACCUCCACUCGAGGCUGCACAGAUCUCCGAGAUUGAAAACAAAAUUGGCGCUGGAUUGAUAGAGGAGGUCAUCCAGGUUGCUGAGGGUGAACUGAAGCUCGUGGAUGAGAUGGUUAAGAGCAAAGUCUGGGAGGAACUUGUGGAAAAACCCAAGCCAGGCCAAUGGACCUACUUUGAGAGGACCGAGGAGCCCAGUUCAUAA
Messenger RNA from Arthroderma uncinatum, 708 nucleotides. RefSeq names its product NADH-ubiquinone oxidoreductase kDa subunit. The transcript has 3 exons. NCBI's taxonomy places the organism in Eukaryota, Fungi, Ascomycota, Eurotiomycetes, Onygenales, Arthrodermataceae. Gene Ontology annotation, biological process: respiratory electron transport chain. The coding region runs from base 1 to 708 and encodes 235 amino acids. The record is from RefSeq and is a predicted model, not a curated record.